AUGGAGGAUGCUAACCAAACCGGGACAGUUCACUUCCACUUCCGCCCCUUCUCCAAGGUCCCAGAGGUGCAAAUGCUCAUUUUCGUGAGCUUCCUGCUUAUGUAUCUGUUCAGCAUCAGCGGCAAUGUGUCCAUUGUCAUUGUCAUCUGGCUCUACCGUUGUCUCCACACCCCCUUGUACUUCUUUCUGGCAAACCUGGCAGCUUUGGAGGUCUUCUACUCUUCAACCAUCGCCCCUCUGACUCUGGCCAGUGUCCUGGCCACUGAGAGAACCCUCAUUUCCCUGUCUGGCUGUGGUGCCCAGAUGUUCUUCUUCAUCUUUCUUGGCAGUGCUGACUGCAUCCUGCUGGCCGUCAUGGCCUACGACCGGUUUGUGGCCAUCUGCCACCCUUUGCGUUAUACCCUUAUCAUGAACUGGAGGCUUUGUGUCCAGCUGGCCCUGGGGUCUCUGCUGUUAGGGUUCAUCUUGGCCAUGCAGCUGACCGUACUCAUCUUCCGACUGCCUUUCUGCAGCAGCAAAGAAAUCAGCAUGUUCUAUUGCGAUGUCCUCCCUGUCAUGAGACUGGCCUGUGCAGACACCCAGCUCCACGAGGCCACUCUCUUUGUGGUCAGCAUCACUGUCCUCACCAUCCCCUUCCUGCUCAUCUCUGUCUCCUACGUCUUCAUUGUGGCUGCCAUCCUGAAGAUCCGCUCAGCAGGAGGCAGGCGCAAGGCAUUCUCCACCUGCUCCUCCCACCUGACUGUGGUCCUCCUGCAGUACGGAUGUGGAAGCCUCAUCUACUUGUGCCCCAGCUCUAGCUACUCUCCCGAGAGGGGGCAGGUAGUAUCUGUGGUUUACACCUUCAUCACCCCUGUACUGAACCCCUUGAUCUACAGCAUGAGGAACAGAGAGCUCAAGGAUGCUUUGAAGAGAGCAAUGAUAAAGUUCCUGCUGCUGGGGGACCAGCAGUUAGCGUAA
This is a messenger RNA of Tupaia belangeri chinensis (Chinese tree shrew), 957 nucleotides long. Its product is annotated as olfactory receptor 10V1-like. Lineage: Eukaryota; Metazoa; Chordata; Mammalia; Scandentia; Tupaiidae. The record is from RefSeq and is a predicted model, not a curated record. Gene Ontology annotation, cellular component: membrane. Bases 1 to 957 code for a protein of 318 amino acids. The transcript has a single exon. Gene Ontology annotation, biological process: G protein-coupled receptor signaling pathway. Gene Ontology annotation, molecular function: olfactory receptor activity; G protein-coupled receptor activity.